This is a messenger RNA of Diversispora eburnea, 693 nucleotides long. Lineage: Eukaryota; Fungi; Glomeromycota; Glomeromycetes; Diversisporales; Diversisporaceae. The record is from the annotation of a GenBank genome assembly.
AUGAAUAAUAAUUCACCUUGCUUUCCGUUAACACGAAACCUUCACCAACACCAACCUACCUUCUUUCAUCCAUUCCGUCCACAUUCCCAACAAAAGUUGGCAUACAAAGAAAGACUUGCAGCUGCUGGCGUUUCUGAAAGUUUGAAUAAAGUUAUUGGUAAACGAAAACCGGGCGAUGAAUCUGAUGAAUCUAUGAGUGAAAGUAAAACACCACCCAGUUCUCCCCAAAUUAAUAACCAUAUACACGAUAUGGAGGCAAUGGUAAAAAGAACAAAACUUGGUAACGAAAAGGAAUUCCCAUUAAGUAAAUUAUUAGGAACCCUUGACAAACCUCAGUUAUUGUCACUAAUAAAUAAUCUCAUCGAUUCUCAUCCUAAUUUACAAUCCGAAAUUGCUUCCCAUAUUCCUCGGCCAACCAUUCAAUCGGUUACGGCUAUUUUAAUAAGUAUGGAGAAAAAAUAUCAAGAAAGCUUUCCAUAUACGAAAUGGGGUCAUUCCAAAGAUGACUAUAGUUUCAAUAGAGUAAAACCUGGAAUUGUAGAAUUAAAAAAUAACUUGCAUAACGAACUCAAACGAGAUAUUUAUAUCAAAUUGGCUGAAUAUUGGAAAAAAGCUAUUACCAAUGUAUCUAAUAAAAUUAAUGAAGGAAAAAUGCACGGACGUUUGGUUGUUAACGAAUGGGCGAAAAAGUGA